Molecule: messenger RNA, 1252 nt
Organism: Phalaenopsis equestris
Lineage: Eukaryota; Viridiplantae; Streptophyta; Magnoliopsida; Asparagales; Orchidaceae
Product: dual specificity protein phosphatase 1-like
Exons: 6
Coding region: 192-740 (182 amino acids)
Biological process (GO): negative regulation of MAPK cascade; protein dephosphorylation
Cellular component (GO): cytoplasm
Molecular function (GO): MAP kinase tyrosine/serine/threonine phosphatase activity; protein tyrosine/threonine phosphatase activity
Source: RefSeq, a predicted model, not a curated record
CCUUCACAUACAUUGUAUCAGCCUUUGCAUUUCCAUCUUUGUAUUCUGCAACCCGAAAAGAAUGUAACAGAAGGGCAUGUAUCCAAUUCCAAAAAUUUUCCUUUGCCGCAUUCUGUCCGCUUAGGGGAGAAAGAGGAAAGGGGAGGGGAUGCUGAGUUCCUAACAUUUUCGUCACAAUCUUCGCUGCGACGAUGUCUUCACAGGACGAUGUACAACGGAAGAAAAUCGCAACUUUUCUCCAGGCCCUUUGCGCAGCUAAGUAUGUGCGGGAGGACAACGUUCCCUGUCAAAUCGAGGAGGGGCUCUUCCUGGGGUCAGUGGGGGUGGCGUGCAACAAGGAAGCUUUGAAAAGUUUAAAGAUCACGCAUGUGCUGAUUGUUGCCAACUCUCUCGAACCUGCCUUCCCAGAUGAUUUUAUUUACAAGAAGAUUGAAGUUCUUGACACUCCCAUUACCAACAUAACAAAACACUUCCAGGAGUGUUUUGAUUUCAUUGACGAAGCAAGACAAGCUGGUGGUGGAGCAUUGGUGCACUGUUUUGCGGGAAGGUCAAGGAGUGUCACGGUUACUAUUGCCUAUUUGAUGAAGGAGCAUCAAAUGAGUUUUUCGCAGGCCUUUUCACUUGUUAAGAGUAAAAGACCACUUGUAGCACCUAAUUCUGGCUUCAUGGCGCAAUUGCAAAAUUAUGAGAAGUCUCUGAGAGAGCUAGUAAACAAGGUCCCUGAACAAAUACACAGCUGAUGUUGGACCUGAAUGUUGAGUUACUGUAAUCUCUACAGCCUUGAUUUUACGGCGAGCUUGCAAGCUAGCGGUGAGAUGGCGGCGGACAAUGACCUCAAAAACUCCAUCCUUCGCUUACUUGUGCGCUCUUCCUUUCCUAAAUCAUUGGGGAAGGUAACCCUCGUCUUUCUUCUCCUUCCUCCCACCAAUCAACUCCUCUAAAUCCCAUCAAUCGGUCUUCUACCGGAUUUACUAGAUCUUGGAUUCAAGACCAAAUGGAGGAAAAACAAAAUUAAGAACCUGUAGGAUUUAAAGAUGCCAUUUUCUUAUGUUUGGCAGGAUUUAGAUUAAAUUCUGCUUAAAUAUUGCAACCUAAUAUGUUUGGUGCCAUCGUGAAAGAUGAGUGUUUCGGGGCAUUGUACACCACCAUCUCCGGAAAAUUUAGACUGUCGAGAUUUCGGUAACGAUAGUUGAUGGAUGUGUAACGCGACUACGAGAGUGAUGAACAUGAGAAUGGGGAAUAAUUUGGUGGC